Molecule: messenger RNA, 766 nt
Organism: Episyrphus balteatus (marmalade hoverfly)
Lineage: Eukaryota; Metazoa; Arthropoda; Insecta; Diptera; Syrphidae
Gene: mRpL50
Exons: 4
Coding region: 75-683 (202 amino acids)
Cellular component (GO): mitochondrion; mitochondrial large ribosomal subunit
Source: RefSeq, a predicted model, not a curated record
GAAAGAAAAUAAAAAAUCGUCUUUAAAUUUUCACACACUCGCAUUAACCCACCAGUGUCUCUUUCACGUUCACGAUGGCGGGGCUUGGGCAAGUGAGUUUACGUAAAACGGGUCAACACAUUUUCGCACGAAACAUCUUCAUUCGACCAACUGCUUUCUAUUCAUCCCAAAAUAAUAAAAAGGGUGGCCCUGCAGCAGUGAGUGCCCGUAUUGAUUCAGUGGGAAAAUCAUUGGCCUCUAAAGGUUUUCUUCGACCCUUCAAACCAUAUGAUGCACCCAACGAUGCCGUUGACAAAAUCAGUGCCAUUUGUGCAAGCCUUAACAUAUCUUCCAAAACAGAUUACAAACUUUCCAACUUAGAAGAAAAGUUUAAAAUUCUAGAUGCUUGUUUCAAAGAUUUCAAACAUUCAGUACCAAAUUCUCAAGUGCAUGAGAUUAACACUGUUGCUGACGUCAUUGAAUUCUACAAGUCUUCAGUUGAUACAACCGUACCUUUUGAUGCGCUGAAAAAAGCCGACUUACCCCCCAAUCUACAUAUUCAGUAUGAAUAUCUUAGGUUUAAUCCAGAAACUGAUACCAAAUUUAAUGGACAAACAGCGUUUCCUAAAAGUUCAACUCUUGUUACUGGACUUAAGUAUCGUGAGAAAUAUCCAGGGCAUAUUGCUAAGCGUUCUUUUCCUUAAAAAUGUUUUUUGUUGAUGUUAAUGGAAAGAAUUAUAAUGUGCUUUGUUUUUUAGAAAAAUAAAACUUUAUUAAAUUUAAAUAA